AUGGCAUCCGACGACGACUUCUUCUCCGACGAUGACCUAGACAAUAUCCCUUCCAACACCCUCGACCAGCUCGAACAGCAGGCUGUCCUGACCUCGACACAGAAGUCAGCGGUGAAUGUAGUUCGACAGCCGUCUGUGCCAUUGCGAAAGCAGGCACACAAUGCUGCCAGUCUGAACAGAGCAGGAGGCAGCGGCCUCAACCGGAAUCUGCCAUGGCGACCACCACAGCCCAACCGGCCACUCACGCAGAACUACGCCCAUAUCGUCAACAAUGCUCCUCCGGCCAGUGCACCGGAGCCGCCUUCGUCCGACUAUGGACUCGACGAUGAAGAUGUCAUCAACCCUGACGAGCCAUCCAUGGUCACUGAGCCUGCGUCACGACCGACCAAUGCCUCCAGACCUAGCUAUCAGAACCGCCCGCCGCCACGACAGGCCUGGAAGAAGGAUGUGGAUCUCGAGGCGGCGGCUGCAUUUGCGGCUGCGGACGCUGAGCUAGGUAGCCAGACCUUUACUAGAUUCGCCAGAGGACAACCAGUGCAGUCAGCACCCAAUGGCGGAUCGAUGGACGUUUCUGCUAUGCUGGCCAGAAUACAAGAGCUUGAGGCUGAGCAAGAACGGUUGCGACGCGCGGAAGAGGCAGCUCGGAAUGAGGCUCUUGCUAAGCAGGGCGAGAUCGCCAUCGUCCGUAGCAAUCAGGAGAAAGAGAAGAAGCGGUUCGAGGCAAGGUUGUCUGUUAUGCAAAAGCUACAUUCUGAUGAGUCUGCGAGGCAAAAGGCUGAGAUCGACGCCAGUCGGAAGGAACGCGAGAAGAUGGAGACAGACAACCGCUUUCUGCAGCACGAUCUAGCCCAGGAAGCUGAGCGUGCGAAGAGGUCGGCUGGUACGAGAAGAGCGCCUACUCAGCGAGACACGCCUCGAAAGAGCAAGAGGACGGGCCUAGGCGACGGGUUUGACGAUACUGAGCUGCAGCCAAGUCCGAGCAAGAGUCGAGACAAAGGCGGCGACCACACUCCCAAGGUCGGUGCGAAGCGAAAGAGGCCAGCUAACGAUAGCCCUGUCCCUGCUCUGUCUUUCACGCAACCACAACCCGUUCUGCGCAAAGACAGCACCGAGCAGACUACUGCCUCAUCGUUUGGUCCGCCAGUCGUCGAGACCAUCGUGGUGCACGAUGAUGCAAAGUACAGGUACAUCCAUCAGAUUCUCAAUCACACGCCAAAAGAAGACCACGAGAGGACUGUGCAGGCGUUCAUCAAAUACUCGUUCCCGUCGAGCCCAGGUAAGACUCUCGCUUCGAUCUUCCACGAUGAGCUUUCACGACCUGGUGACGAUGACGACCAUCUCCCUAUCAAGCUCGCCAGGAUAUGUCUGCGCUUGUGGGCUGGCUGUUUAGAAGACAGCUACUUCUCGCCCUUCUACUUAAUUCUCGAUAUGCUCUUCCUGUCUCUGUAUGGCGAGCUUUCCUCGACCAAGGCAAAGCUCAUUGAAGUGGCAAUACCACUUUGCUGUCGAACCAUCGACUACAUUGCCAGGCCUGCCGCUCGUGUACUCAAAGGUCAGGUCCUUACGAAGGAGGAAAGUCAACAUCAAGACCUAUGGGCUCAGCAAUUGGAUGUGGACAGCGUAAUGGAGUUGCUCGACAAUCUAUGUGGCGCAGCUUCCUUAACCUUUGGGCGGAACGAAGUGUUCUGGAAGACCAUCGAGUUCCAAUUCGUGCUGCAGACUCUUGGCAAAGCGCAACCAAAGAGCCACAAUACCACCAUGCUUCGCAUGUUGACCACCUCGGCAAGAUCGACCACAUUCGGUGCUAUCAUGCCCGAUGCAGAAGCACAGCCGCAGCAAGAGAGGCAGACGAUCGAGCGAUUGACUGUUUUGCUCUUCGAAAAGUUCAAGCCACCCAAGGAUGAAGCGCCAUACACAGAGGUUGAAAUCAUCGAUGUACAUAUCGAUGUGCUCAAGGUGUUCCGGGCCAUGUGUCUGACAGAUCAUGGCACACUCUUGUUGUCGCAGCAUCGAAGCACGACCGGCAGACUGGUGCGCUUCCUCGAUUCGCAAGUGUCGAGAUUGUACUCUCAGCGACCUUCUCUUGGUAUGCCUCGCCCGGAAAGGACGCCACAUGGACUCACCAUACAGCUUGUCAACAUGACGACCCGACUACUCCAUCACAUCAUUCACGCGUUUGAAGAUCCUACAGUCCUCAUUCAGAAGCUUCGAGUAGUGCAUGGUGGCUACCACAAAUUCCUCGUCAGCCUCACUCGGAUCGCGUUUAGUGAACAGCUUGUGUAUGAGGCUGGCAUUGAAGACGAGGUUUGCGAGGCAGCUCACGAUAUUCUGGAUGCUAUUCUUGGUCCUGAAGAUGGUGAAGCUGUACAGAAGGCAAUGGAGACGCCGCGAGGUACUAGAGGUUCCACAACCGAGAAAGCGACCUCAGAUGGAGACGACACCACUAUGAGUGAACCUGGCUGA
Messenger RNA from Fulvia fulva, 2463 nucleotides. RefSeq lists its product as uncharacterized. The record is from RefSeq and is a predicted model, not a curated record. Lineage: Eukaryota; Fungi; Ascomycota; Dothideomycetes; Mycosphaerellales; Mycosphaerellaceae. Bases 1 to 2463 code for a protein of 820 amino acids. The transcript has 3 exons.